CCAGCGAGCGAGCAGGCGCGCCGCGACUGACAGCCGUACUAGCGACGGCUCGGACUUCAGCGCGCAUUUCGUCGGCAACCACCGCAGCAGCAGCAACAGCAGCCGCCCCGGGAGCCGCCCGCGCGGCCGAGGAAGACCUGGCCAUUCGCACCCCGUUUGGGGCUACUGGGAGGACUUUUUCUCGCCCUUCCUCUGACGAUUAGUAUGAUCCCGAGGUGCGAUUUCUGGGUCUUUGGGCAGCGCCGCCGCCACUAAAGUUACCCUCGCGGGAAUCGAGCUGCCGUCUCUGCCAAACGCGCCAGAAGGACCAGAACAGCGGGAGGUUUUUUUUAUUUUUAUUUUUUGCCCUGGUGGGUGGUUUGCACCCCCGCCGGCCCCUCUGCGCCCCCCACCCACCGCGAUACCCGACGCGCCACCGCCCCGCUUUCUUUCUCGACCGUCGGGACUGGGCGUGCAUGUCGGUGUGCCAACGCGGGCCAUCCGGCUUGGGGAGGCCAGAAGGGCAGCGGCGCGACCCGACGUCCCCCAACCCCGGUCGCCUCGGCCCGCCCGCCAACAACAAACCCCCAGCCAGCCUGGGCUGUCGGAUCUCCGCCAAGGAGGACGGGAACUUUUUAUUUGCAGCUCUCAGCCGCCGGCGGAUGGUGGGGAUCUCCGCUCCUUUCCAGUAUCGCAUUGAGAAGCAUUCCACGAUGCCAGACUCACCUGUGGAUGUGAAGACGCAAUCCAGGCUGACGCCCCCAACAAUGCCACCUCCUCCCACUACCCAAGGAGCCCCAAGAACCAGCUCGUUCACACCCACAACGUUAACCAAUGGCACAAGCCAUUCACCAACAGCAUUGAAUGGGGCUCCUUCUCCACCUAAUGGCUUUAGUAAUGGUCCAUCAUCUUCCUCUUCAUCAUCUUUGGCAAAUCAGCAAUUACCACCAGCCUGUGGAGCUAGGCAGCUUAGCAAACUGAAGAGAUUUCUUACAACCUUGCAGCAGUUUGGCAAUGACAUUUCGCCAGAGAUUGGGGAAAGAGUGCGUACCCUCGUACUAGGACUUGUGAACUCUACUUUGACAAUUGAAGAAUUUCAUUCCAAACUGCAAGAAGCUACUAACUUCCCACUGCGACCUUUUGUCAUCCCAUUUUUGAAGGCCAAUCUGCCCCUGCUACAGCGGGAGCUCCUGCACUGUGCAAGGCUGGCCAAGCAGAACCCCGCCCAGUACCUCGCUCAGCAUGAGCAGCUGCUUCUGGAUGCCAGCACCACCUCACCUGUUGACUCCUCAGAGCUGCUUCUCGAUGUGAACGAAAACGGGAAGAGGCGAACUCCAGACAGAACCAAAGAAAAUGGCUUUGACAGAGAGCCUUUGCACUCAGAGCAUCCAAGCAAGCGGCCGUGCACUAUUAGCCCAGGCCAGCGGUACAGUCCAAAUAAUGGCUUGUCUUACCAGCCCAAUGGUCUGCCUCACCCCACUCCGCCUCCACCUCAGCAUUACCGUUUGGAUGAUAUGGCCAUUGCCCACCACUACAGGGACUCAUACAGACACCCCAACCACAGGGACCUCAGGGACAGAACCAGACCUAUGGGGUUGCAUGGCACACGUCAAGAAGAAAUGAUUGAUCAUAGGCUAACAGACAGAGAAUGGGCAGAAGAAUGGAAACACCUUGACCAUCUCUUGAACUGCAUCAUGGACAUGGUGGAAAAAACAAGGCGAUCGCUCACUGUGCUACGGCGAUGUCAGGAAGCUGACCGGGAGGAACUUAAUUACUGGAUACGGCGGUACAGUGAUGCGGAGGAUUUAAAAAAAGGCAGUGGUAGCAAUCAUUCCAGGCAGCAGAGUCCUGUGAAUCCAGAUCCCGUCCCUUUAGACUCACAUCGGGAAUUCCUUCACAGGCCAGCUUCUGGAUAUGUGCCAGAGGAGAUCUGGAAGAAAGCUGAGGAAGCAGUCAAUGAAGUGAAACGUCAGGCAAUGACCGAGUUGCAGAAGGCAGUGUCAGAGGCAGAACGAAAAGCCCAUGAUAUGAUUACUACAGAGAGAGCUAAAAUGGAGCGCACUGUGGCAGAAGCCAAGCGGCAGGCUGCAGAGGAUGCACUAGCUGUGAUCAAUCAGCAAGAGGAUUCUAGUGAGAGUUGCUGGAACUGUGGCCGUAAAGCUAGUGAAACCUGCAGUGGUUGCAACACAGCACGAUACUGUGGCUCAUUUUGCCAACAUAAGGACUGGGAGAAACAUCACCACAUCUGUGGACAGACGCUUCAGGCCCAGCAGCAAGGAGAGACACCAGCAGUGAGCUCGUCUGCAACACCCAACAGUGGCGCCGGAAGCCCGAUUGACACACCACCAGCAGCUACUCCUAGGUCAAACACCCCCGGAACUCCGUCGACCAUAGAAACGACUCCUCGCUAAGACUGAACACAGAAGUACUUAAAAAAAAAAAACAGACAAAAUGCGAAACAAAACAAAAUCCUCAUCCUCAGAUGCUCAACUUUUUUUACUGAACUGUCAUGUUUCAAUACUACAAGGAUACUGUAUCUUGAGGUAGAAGUAAAAUACAGAAGGCCAGUAACGGGUCAUAAUGACUUCUUGUGGAUAACAAAGAUGUCUUUUCUUUAGGAAACUGAGAAGAGCAGAUAAUUUAACACACGCAAAAUGAUAGAUUUGACCUCCUCCCUGUUAUUUUCCAGUAGCUGGGAUUUUAAACUAGAUGACCUCAUUAACAAAUGCUUUACCAAACAGCAAACCAAGAGAUUGCUAAUUGCUGUUGAAAGCAAAAAUGCUAAUAAAAAUAAAGUCACAAUGUUCUUUAUAACAAUAAUGGAUUUUUUUUUAAAUGCGAGAGAGAGAGAGAGAGAGAACGAGAGAGAAGGAAAGAAAGGGAAAAUAAACCCUCAAGGGCAAGAGCAUUGGAUAAAGCAGCAAACAUUUAGAUAAGAAGAUGAAUAGUGUCCGUGGGUUACUGACUGAACUCUGAAGACCUGCAUCAAAAACACACAGAUGUGCAGCGGAUUGGAAGGAGACACAGAUGUUCUCUUUUUUUUUCUUGUUUCUGAAUGAAAUAAUAAUAUCCAGGUCAACAGAAUGAAAAAUGGAAAAUGAUUUGCAGUGGGAUGUAGGACUUAAAGACAGCAGCAAAGGGGAAAAUGCCAUCAUACAAACAGCUCCUGUUCUUUUCCAUUCUUUGUUUUGGUUUUGUUCUGUUUUGGUUUUUGUGGGUUUUUUUCCCUUUUUAGAACAGAAAUAAGGACAGCGUCUGCAGUUAAUUAGCAUUUUGGCAGCUUUGAUGCCAACCAGCUGCCUCUACCCCUUCCCCAAAAGCGUCAAAAAAAAAUCUUCACUUUUUUACAAGGGUCCACAGAGUAAGACAAUCGGGUCUGUUUCACCUCAUGCGUUUUUGUACCCGCAACAAUGAUAAUACAGUGACUCCAGCUCCAGAACCUUUCCAAAUUCUCUCUAUCCCAUUCUGUCUGGGUUUUUAAUUUAAAUCAAAAAUUACUUAAAAUGGGGAAAAAAAUCUAGUAGUUCUCUUGGUGUUAAAACACUUCUGUCCUGUGAGGUUUCCCAAUGGUGUUUUUUCCUGUAAAUGUGUUGGGACAAAUGUGAAAAAUGCAUUGUAGUUAAUCAUGCUCACAUUUAGUCUUCUUUAUUACUAGUAGGUGAGAAACCUGUAACUUUCUAUGCUGCUUUUAUAUGUCUGUAGUAGUGAUAUUUCUCUAGUAGUUCAAAGGAGAAAAGAAACCCCCUCUUUUUUUUUCAUUUGUCCUGAAGAAAAGAAAAGGAAAAAAAAAAGCUAUCUUUCGGAGCUGCUAUUUCACUCUGUUAUAGGGGGGAAAAAUUCUGAAAACUAGCAUGCUUCCCGGAAUGCUAACAUAUUGGUGUUUUUGUAAGAGGGAUGUACAUAAAUGUAUUUUGCACUGUCA
Messenger RNA from Pogona vitticeps (central bearded dragon), 3901 nucleotides. RefSeq names its product RUNX1 partner transcriptional co-repressor 1 (gene RUNX1T1). Gene Ontology annotation, biological process: negative regulation of DNA-templated transcription; DNA-templated transcription. Gene Ontology annotation, molecular function: transcription corepressor activity. Lineage: Eukaryota; Metazoa; Chordata; Lepidosauria; Squamata; Agamidae. The record is from RefSeq and is a predicted model, not a curated record. Gene Ontology annotation, cellular component: nucleus.